This is a messenger RNA of Sabethes cyaneus, 882 nucleotides long. RefSeq lists its product as uncharacterized. The coding region runs from base 1 to 882 and encodes 293 amino acids. Lineage: Eukaryota; Metazoa; Arthropoda; Insecta; Diptera; Culicidae. The record is from RefSeq and is a predicted model, not a curated record. The transcript is spliced from 2 exons.
AUGAAAAUCAAUGUUGCAACCAAUUUUAUCAAUCGUGUCAUCAAGAUCACCACCAACAAAUCAUCCGAUCAGCAAAAACAUGUCAUCUUUCAACAUCUACGCCAGAAUAAUUAUCCGACAGCAUUGAUCAACAGACUGCUAAACCGUAUUCAAAAUCGCAUCGAAACUCCUCAGCCAGAACCACCACCGCUCCAAUCCGAUGAAGCUGCCGGUACAGAAAUCGAACAGCAUAUCCCAUCACAGCUAACCACUGCACCGUCCAGCCAAAAACAAUACACGUAUCGCGCAAUUCCGUAUAUUCCUCAACUCAGCACAGGAAUAAACAAAACUUUCCAAGCCAGCUAUCCUAACGUAAAACUUGCCAGCAAACCGAUAAAAACGACAAAACACCUGCUACCACCUGUAAAAGAUCCAGUACCACCGUUGCAGCAGUCCCAAGUAAUUUACAGCAUCCCGUGUGCCGACUGCGAGAAGUGCUACAUUGGAAUGACGAGAAAUCAGCUGAAAACCCGUCUCAGUGGACACAAAUCUAAUAUAAGCAAACAUGCUAGACUAGUAGAAACGAAUACAGAAGCAGCUAAACUAGCCACUUUCGGUUCCGCCUUAAUUGACCAUAUGAUACAACACCAACACAAUUUCGAUGUAAGCAAAACUAAAAUAAUUGACCGCAGUUAUCGAACCACAGCUCUUCCAAUACUUGAGAUGUGUCACAUUACUAACACUCCCAACACUGUUAAUUAUCGUAGCGAUGUAGACAAUUUGAGCAGUACGUACGCUGGCAUCUUACAUACCAUCAAAAACAAUAAGCAAUCGAAAAGAGCACAGCAGUCUACCGUCUCCUAUACAACUCUCAUGAGUGUCUAUCAUAGUCCACAACCCUAA